AUGUUUCCUAUCAGUUUACAGGUGAAAACUGAUGAAGACGAUGAUAAUUCAACAACAGCUCCUUUUAAUGAACUUGAAGCAUUUGAUUCUAUGUGGGAUGCAUUAAGAUGGAAACAUCUACGAAAAAGAGUACCUAUAUGUUUUAAAAAAACUCUACACAAUCGAUAUAUGUUAGUUAAUUUAAUUUAUUUGGGUUAUACAAUUACACUUCUAGUCAUUGAUUUUUAUCCAGGUUUUAAUUCAAACUCUUCUGAUACUUCUAUAACAAUAGAAGAAUCUAAUUAUACAAUAUCUAUUCUUGAUCAACCUGUAAUUAU
Molecule: messenger RNA, 317 nt
Organism: Rotaria sordida
Lineage: Eukaryota; Metazoa; Rotifera; Eurotatoria; Philodinida; Philodinidae
Source: the annotation of a GenBank genome assembly